This is a messenger RNA of Acipenser ruthenus (sterlet), 4490 nucleotides long. RefSeq names its product RIPOR family member 3. The coding region runs from base 907 to 4098 and encodes 1063 amino acids. The transcript is spliced from 22 exons. NCBI's taxonomy places the organism in Eukaryota, Metazoa, Chordata, Actinopteri, Acipenseriformes, Acipenseridae. The record is from RefSeq and is a predicted model, not a curated record.
UGUGUGCAGGGGGGAGGUACCCUCUCUUGUUAGUUAGCGAGGUGCUGGAACAUGAGGAGGCUCUAGCUUGUUGUGUGUGUGUGUGUGUGCGUGUGUGUGUGUGUGUGUGUGUGUGUGUCUGUGUGUGUGUGUAGGGGGGAGGUCCCUCUCUAGUUAGUUAGCGAGUUGCUGGAACAUGAGGAGGCUCUAGUUUGUUGUGUGUGUGUGUGUGUGCGUGUGUGUGUGUGUGUGUGUGUGCGUGUAGGGGGGAGGUACCCUCUCUUGUUAGUUAGCGAGGUGCUGGAACAUGAGGAGGCUCUAGUUUGUUGUGUGUGUGUGUGUGUGCGUGUGUGUGUGUGUGUGAGUGUGCGUGUAGGGGGGAGGUACCCUCUCUUGUUAGUUAGCGAGGUGCUGGAACAUGAGGAGGCUCUAGUUUGUUGUGUGUGUGUGUGUGUGUGUGUGUUUGUGUGUGUGUGUGUGUGUGUGUGUGUGUAGGGGGGAGGUAUCCUCUCUUGUUAGUUAGCGAGGUGCUGGAACAUGAGGAGGCUCUAGCUUGUUGUGUGUGUGUGUGUGCGUGUGUGUGUGUGUGUGUGUGUGUGUGUGUAGGGGGGAGGUCCCUCUCUUGUUAGUUAGCGAGGUGCUGGAACAUGAGGAGGCUCUAGUUUGUUGUGUCCAGCCUCUUGCUUGUUUCUUGGAACUGUCUUUCUUUUUGACAUCACAGAGCUCCAGUCGUGAGAUAUGCUGCUAUCAGCAAUGCACACUCUUCUGCUCUGCCCUGCGGUCAUAAACACGGCUCUGUGGGGGAUGUAGCCCAGCAGAGGGGCGCUUCCAUGCAAGAUCCUGGGCAACUAGGGAGGGAAAACAAAGGGAGAAGCAUUUUAAAGAGUGCUGUGUGUCUCAGUGGCGGAGCGCGAGUACCUGGCUGGGAUGUCAGUGAAGCUGCGUUUCGUCUCGCCAGCAGAGGGCGGUGCAGUCAGCAGGAGUCGCUCGUUUGCUGGUUUCAGAGCGCUGCACGGCAGGAGAGCGCAAUUCUACGCUGUGAGCAGCAGUUCAGUGAGGUCCAGGGUGCCCUCUGUGAAAUCCAUGCAGAUGUACCCUGCCUCUAACAUGGCAGGAAGCAGCCCUGAGCCCCAGCCGCUCCAGGUGGAGAAGAUAUUCCGAGCUCUGAAGAAAGGCUUGAAUGAAUAUCUGGAAGCGCACCAGGCAGAGCUGCUCUUCCUGACCGCGCAGCAGAAAGACAUCAAGAGGAACUCAAGACUGGCUUUUUUGUACGACUUAGAAAAGCAAAUCCGAAUGGAGGAGCGGUACGUGAGAAGACUGGAAUUUCACCUCAGUAAGGUGGAGGAACUCUACGAGUCGUACUGCAUCCAGUGGAGGCUGUGUGACGGCGCCCGGAACAUGAAGCACGCUUUCUCCAUGUCGCCCUCCAGCAGAGCUUCCAGGGAGAGCCAGGUGGAGCUCAGCAGAAACCUCAGGGAGUGCAUGGAGGACAUGUGCCUGAUGGAAAGAACACUUGAAAUACUCCUGGGAGAGCUUCGGAUCAGGAUGAAAGGGCUGAUUGGUUUUGCACGCCUGUGUCCGGGGGAUCAGUAUGAGGUUUUCAUCAGGCUGGGUCGGCAGAGGUGGAAGAUAAAGGGGAAGAUCCAGAGUGACGACAGACAAACCUGGGACUCUGAGGAGAUGGUCUUCCUGCCCCUCAUUCACGAGAGCUUCGAUAUAAAGGUUACGGAGUUGAGAGGUCUGAGUACAGUUCUGGUAGGGGUGGUGACGUGUCAGAGUGCCAAUUUCUUCACUGCCAGACCGCAGAUAAUGGUUGUGGACAUCACUGAACUGGGAACCAUCAAACUGCAGAUGGAGGUCUUAUGGGACCCCUUUCACACUGGAGAGGUGAGCUCACCCAGCAGCCCCUCCGGCAGGCUCCCAGCCCCCAGCAGAAAGGGAUCCCUGUACAGCUGGACUCCUCCUAGCACUCCCAGCUUCCGGGAGAGGUAUUUCACUCAGUACCAGGACCCCGACAGCUCCUUCGCUCUGCUGCCUCCUGACUCCAGGGCAGCGUCCGUAUUGAAUUACCUGGCAGACAGUCCACAGGGCUCGCUCUCCCCCGUAUUCCCCCCAGACAAUGAGGGAUGGCAGGGGCCUGGAGCCAGCCCUCCCUUCCCUGAUGACAGGUCAGACUCGCAGGCGAAGGGGGGGCGCCUCUCCUCGGAGAUGGGAAGCAGUUGCUGGUCUGGAGAGGAAAGCAAAUGGGAGAGGUACAGCACGCCGGACAUCCUGAGAGAGAACAAGCCGACAGGAGGCCCCCAUGCCGACAGCGCCCCCUGGAGCCUCCACGGAGGAGACGCUGGCAGGAGGAGGAGUCUCACGACGCGACUGACGUUUCAAGACAGAGCUCAGAGUGCCACUCCCCUGAGGAGCACGUCCCGCAGGCUGGCAGAGCUGCUGCACGAGGUCAACGGAGACCUGCAGAACACGGGGAGACAGGACUGGGAGCUCAAGAGACUGGGGAAGCAAAUCCUGCUCUUUGGAGAUAUUCUAAAGAAUGACCUCUACCUGCACAAAACCUCUUCAAUGGAAACCCUGGCGGUGGAGGAGGAGGUGCUGGGCAGUUUCGAUUUCCUCUCCACUGAUUUCAAUGCUGACGAGCUGUCCUGCUUGGGCAGUGUGAGAGUCAGUGCAUUCCGAGAAGGCAUCCUUCCAAACCUGGGGAUGUUACCACAGGGCACCGAGUCAAGGACAGUGACAGAGAGAGUCCCGCUAACCACAGGGGACAGCAGCUUAGACCUGUCACUCGCCGUUCACCUGUGCAUGUGCAAGCUCCUUGUGCAGCUCCUGAGCUGCUCAGACUCCUCUGUGGUUCAGAGCGCUCUAUUAGAAGAGCUUUCUUUGCAAGCUGACGUCUUAGAGAAAAUAAGCAAACUAUCACUGGAGAAGUCUGCAAAUGAAUAUUCAGCUAGGGACCUUGUUCCAAAGUGUCAGAGGUUAAAAUCACUUCUCUCAUUCUGGGACGAAUGCACAGAAAGUGAGACAGUGUUCUACUGCUCCACAGAGAAGAUACUGAAGCAACUGAGGAAACGAUUCAUUCAUAAAGUGAAAGCGAAGCAGCCGGGCCAAGCAGACACAGUGUUCAGAAGGCUUCUCGAGCAGAUACUGUCCUCCUGCCGACUGGUCCCUCCCCCCAGCGUGUCUGAGGGAGCGCGAUUGGUCCUUCCCCCCAGCGUGUCUGAGGGAGUGCGAUUGGUCCCUCCCCCCAGCGUGUCUGAGGGAGUGCGAUUGGUCCCUCCCCCCAGCGUGUCUGAGGGAGUGCGAUUGGUCCCUCCCCCCAGCGUGUCUGAGGGAGUGCGAUUGGUCCCUCCGCCCAGCGUGUCUGAGGGAGUGCGAUUGGUCCCUCCGCCCAGCGUGUCUGAGGGAGUGCGAUUGGUCCCUCCGCCCAGCGUGUCUGAGGGAGUGCGAUUGGUCCCUCCCCCCAGCGUGUCUGAGGGAGCGCGAUUGGUCCCUCCCCCCAGCGUGUCUGAGGGAGUGCGAUUGGUCCCUCCGCCCAGCGUGUCUGAGGGAGUGCUGACAGUCUUCCAGCUCUUCAACUACCUGCAGAAAUGCAGCAUCACUGACUUCGGGGAACACCUCACCCAGCUCUCCAAAGAAGUGCAGCUCAUCGAGGCGCUGUCGUGUCCCAAGAGGAGGAGAGCUCUGAAGAGACUGAAGGGGAAGCGUCUCUCUCAGCUGCAGCCGCUGCCCCAGACCCUGCAGCUCCUCGCCAUGCUGCAGACCGACGAGAACCACAAGGUGUGCAGGGGAGCAGCGGCCUGUCUGUGCAGAGCAGCUGCAGUCAAGAGCUUCAGAGCAAAGGCCAUCGUGUAUUACACAGCCGCCCUGAGGGACAGUGACGUGCAGCUUCAACGAGCAGCCUGCAUGGCUCUCAAGUGUCUUAAAGCAGUGGAAAGCGUUGAGCAGAUUGCAGACCUCUGGCGCUCCGGAGAUGAGGAUUUGCGCAACGCUGCGAGAGAAGCUGUGCUUUCGUUUGGUAAAAAGGGCCAUAUUGUUUUCCUGAAGAUCGACAAAAUCUGUUGUGAGCUGCAAGAGGAGGCUUUCCAGAACAAGGACACUGAAAUCACUAUCCUCUAACAGUCACUGUCCCCCGAGUGAAUCCAUACAACCAGGUCAGAAAUCACUGUCCCCCGAGUGAAUCCAUACAGCCAGGUCAGAAAUCACUGUCACCUGAGUGAAUCCAUACAGCCAGGUCAGAAAUCACUGUCCCCUGAGUGAAUCCAUACAGCCAGGUCAGAAAUCACUGUCACCUGAGUGAAUCCAUACAGCCAGGUCAGAAAUCACUGUCCCCCGAGUGAAUCCAUACAGCCAGGUCAGAAAUCACUGUCCCCUGAGUGAAUCCAUACAGCCAGGUCAGAAUGAAGAGGAUCCUGAAAGCUGAAACAAUUUCAAAUUUUCUAAAGAUUGUAAAAUAUUGUAUCCAUUUUUCAGAAUAUAUUUUAUAACAAUGUUUAUUUUGACUAUUAGUA